Messenger RNA from Anneissia japonica, 2697 nucleotides. Its product is annotated as mini-chromosome maintenance complex-binding protein-like. The record is from RefSeq and is a predicted model, not a curated record. Gene Ontology annotation, molecular function: chromatin binding. NCBI's taxonomy places the organism in Eukaryota, Metazoa, Echinodermata, Crinoidea, Comatulida, Comatulidae. Gene Ontology annotation, biological process: DNA-templated DNA replication.
ACUCAAGGGUGAUUUAAAGGGACAUGUGAAUAAUUUCGCGCCAAACAAACUCCAGAAUACCAGUGCGAACAAAAGCAUAACAGAUAACAGUACAGUAGUUUUGAAUCAUCCUAGUUUUGGCUGGCAGCAACAACGAAAUACCUUAUGUCUAUAAACGUCCAUAUAAACAACAUUUAACUAGUAAAAUGCCCGGGCUUACUGAUUGGCAAAGUAAUCCGUUAUCGACGGUUCAAAACAUAUUUGAUACCUUCAUUGAAUGAUACAUCACUACAUGACCUCAAGACCAAUGUGUUGGUCCGAUUCCGUUGUAUGAUUCAAGACAUGUACGAUCCAGAGUUCUACAUCGGGGCUUAUGAGGUCUUGGACAAAAAUACUGGUCAGAAGAUUUUAAAGUGUGGCAUGUACCGUGAUAUAGCCGAAUGCGCGCCACAUCAACACAUCGACACAAACGCAGCCUCAACUGUCCCUCUCGAUCGUCAGACACUAUACUGUGUGCCCAUACCUGGUGAAAACCAGUGGGUUAAGAAUAUUUAUGCCGAUAAAUCAAAAUGCAAGCAAGCAAGAACGUGCCAUAAUUCACGGCCAAAACGAAGACUCGAUGAGGAUCAGUUGACCACAUCUUCUGGAGGUGGGCUAGAUCUUUCAACCCAAGCCAGGACUUCAGCACAGUCAAUGGAUGUUGAAUCUACUGAGAGUACAAGUCCUGAGAAAAAAGCUAAAGGAGAAGGAGGAGAGGAAGCAAGAUCGAUGAAUGGACAUACACAAGACCUUAAUUUCCCUCUUGCAAAUGAGAAGGGCCCAGCCUGUCUUGUCAAGAUUUAUGCAAAUUUUGAUGGGUUUAAAGUGAAUGAUGUCAUUGAGUUUGUUGGCAUACUCUCUGUUGACCCAGCCUUGGCUGAAUCAUCAUCAGAAGGAGAAAUGUUUUCAAUUGAAGGUGCAGAAAGCAUGAUCACAGAGGAGCAAAGAGUUCAUUCGCCACCGCCUUCUCUUGUUCCAAGAUUGCAUGCCGUUAUUGCAAAUAAACUCACUCAUUCAAAUCCUGUGUUGCCAGCAAAUCUCAGUUCUCCCUCCGCCAAACCAGUUGUAGAGACUUUACAAGCCCAAGCAGAUUUAGUUCGAACCAACCUGUGUUCCAUGUUUGCUGAAAUUUUAGGGGGAGAUGCCACCGCUGCAGAGUACUUGUUAAUGCACCUGCUGUCCAAUGUGUAUGCUAGAAGAGAAAUGCUCGCCCUUGGAAAGUUUACGUUAAACAUCAGUGGUUGUCGAGCUAGCAGUUGUCUUCCUGAAAAAAUAAACACUUUUUUACAGAAGAUUGCUGCCAAAUCUCAUUUCCUACCAAUGACCUUAAGUAACAUGAACACGUUACGUUUCACGCCUAAGAAGGAUUAUUCCGAGCAUCGCUUAAAAAGUGGCAUGUUACAGCUAAGCAACAAGACGCAUCUGUUAAUUGAUGAAACAGCGCUCGAACCAGGGCAGCUGGACCAGAAUGGGAUUGAGAAUCUCAAGGCCCUGGGAAAUGUGAUCACAUGGCAGAAACUUCAGUAUGACUUCAAUUUCCAUCGUGCUGAUUUCCCAACAAAUCUAGUUCUUCUUAUAAUGUCAGAAGCUAAGUCGCUGCUACCGUCUACCAGAGCCUAUUCAGAAAGAAAUUGAGGAAGAGUUUGUGGAGCUACGCAAGCAGAACCCUCAGAAUAUGACAGUUGAUGAUUUCCAUUGUCUGCUACUUGUUGCUAGACUGCUUUCUUUGUCGCAUGGCCAAACAACUCUCACAAAAGAACUUUGGCAACGAGCGCAAGUUCUUGAAGCAGCAAGGAAAGGUCGGCAGAUGAACCUGCAACAGACAGCUCGUUAGAUCAUGUAAAGCGCCACCAGUGAAGCCACUUGACAUGUAAAUAUUUUUUAAUUGGCAAACAUCAGAAUUUGAAUCUUGACAAUAUAGCAUGUGUAUAAUAUACACUCAAAAUUUGUCUUCUCAUGCAGUUAAUGGAAGUAGUGGAUUUGCCUCCCAAUGUACUGCCCAACUCAUUGCCAGAAGGCCCCAUCAAAGGAAUUCUAAGUAUUCUAAUAGCUAGUAUAAUAGUAUACAAGUGUGUUUGAUGAAUUAUAAAUACAUGCAAAACAUAAGACAUACAGUAAGAUGUUUAUUUAUUAUCCACUAUAUUUAUUUGCCUUCGGCCCACUAACCUUCGUGUGGUUGCUAUGACCAAUCCAUCAGUGGUUGAUUCAUUGAAGCUGUGUGGAGAUGCCAUUGAGAGUUGUAUUGAGAAACAUCAGAUGGAACCACCCUUUGUAAUUAUGAUUCAAUAAACACACAUCAAAUUAAAUUAAUAGAAUUUAAACUGAAAUAUAGUAAACAGGCCUUAACAUUGUCUAGGGCAUUCGAUUACGGCCAUAUUACCUAGACCUAUCUUAAAUAGGCAUAGACAAGUGAUAGUGUUUCAUCACAUUAAAACUCAAAACACUUUCCACAUGUGCGCACAACGUCAGCAUGAAUGACAAGCCAAGGGUGUAUGUAGUCUAAACUUACUAUUGUAUCGUCUGUUUGUGGUGACGUAAAUAUAUCUACUAAAAUAAAAUUAAUGUUGUUUUUGUAAAUUAAUUUUAUUUUUAUAAAUUGCCAGUUGGUAAAUUAUUUUCCAUUGAAUAACAUCAGAAAAUAUGUUUUGUAUUUGAAUAAAUAACUACAUGAUACAUGGA